Acanthisitta chloris (rifleman) is the source of this 342-nucleotide messenger RNA. It is a transcript of the gene CKLF, whose product is annotated as chemokine-like factor. The record is from RefSeq and is a predicted model, not a curated record. The annotation marks the transcript as partial. The transcript is spliced from 3 exons. Lineage: Eukaryota; Metazoa; Chordata; Aves; Passeriformes; Acanthisittidae.
CUGGUGGCCUUGGUGACCUUCCUCUGCUUCCUGGCCUCGAGAGCGCACGGGGCCUACGCGGCGCUGGCCGGCCUGGAGACGGGAAGCACCCUCCUCUUCCUUCUGCUCUACCUGCUGAAGCUCGACCUUCGGAUGUCGUUGAGCGAUAUUUUCAACUCGGUGAUUGCAGCGUUGUCCCUCCUCAUUGUGUGCUUGUUUGCAAUAAUAUUCAAGACCAACAAUGGGACAUUGGCUGGAGGAGUGUUUGGUCUUGUGUUGCUUGUUCUCUGUGUUGCCGACGCAGUUCUGCUUUACAAGAUUGCCAUUCAUAGACCAAGAGGAAGGACUGCUCCUGCCAAAUAA